Molecule: messenger RNA, 315 nt
Organism: Staurois parvus
Lineage: Eukaryota; Metazoa; Chordata; Amphibia; Anura; Ranidae
Source: the annotation of a GenBank genome assembly
CCUGGUGACCCGAUGCCCGCUAUCCAGUCAGACGAUUCAAUGUCUGACCCAGUGCCCGAUGAUGCGGUGCCCGCGGUCGAGCCAAAUGACCUGAUGCCGGACGAUCCAAUGUCUGACCCAGUGCCAGCGGUCAUGCCAGUUGACUCGGAGCCCACUGUCGUGCCAGAUGACUCGGCGCCCGCCGCUCUGCCUGAGGGCCCGAGACCUGCCGCUCCACCUGGGGGUCCGGCGCCCGCCGCUCCGCCUGAGGGGCCCGAGACCCCUGUCGCUCCACCUGGGGGUCCGGCGCCCGCCGCUCCGCCUGAGGGCCCGAGA